This is a messenger RNA of Siniperca chuatsi (mandarin fish), 2929 nucleotides long. RefSeq names its product matrix metalloproteinase-19-like. Lineage: Eukaryota; Metazoa; Chordata; Actinopteri; Centrarchiformes; Sinipercidae. The transcript has 9 exons. Gene Ontology annotation, molecular function: metalloendopeptidase activity; zinc ion binding. Gene Ontology annotation, biological process: extracellular matrix organization; collagen catabolic process; proteolysis. The record is from RefSeq and is a predicted model, not a curated record. The coding region runs from base 172 to 1602 and encodes 476 amino acids. Gene Ontology annotation, cellular component: extracellular matrix.
UAUAAAAACUGAAUCCCUUAACUAAGACACCAGCUUCUGACUAAUGCACAGAGGAUAGAUGUAGAUGAAGGAGCUGCAGUCUUCAGCGAUGCUUAGAAAGAUCCAGAACUUAUUUAUCAGUUGAAACUUGCCGUGUUGGAUCGAGUCGGGAACGUUUUUAUUACCCUAGUAAUGGAAAAAGACCCAAACCAGAAAAUGGAAUAUAGGCUGGAGUUAAUGGUGCUUCUUGUUUUGCUGACAGCUGCUUCAUCCGUUGCCCUGAGCAGAGAAGAAUUUACAGAAGCGGUGGUGUAUUUAAGGAAGUAUGGCUAUCUCCACAUCCCACUGGACAGUAAAGGCCAAAACCAUCCACCUGAGGAGAUAGUGGAAGCCCUAAGAAUCUUUCAGAAAGUGACAAACCUGCAAAUAUCAGGAAAAUUGGAUUCAGCCACACUGGCAAUGAUGAACAAACCUCGGUGUGGUCUGGACGACUCUUUUAAUAACAAAUCUCUCAAAUAUCGAGUCUUGGGUUACUGGCGCAAGAAGAUGCUGACCUAUCGCAUCUAUAAUUACACCCCUGACUUGGGUCAGGGAAAGACCCGUUUGGCCAUCCAGAGUGCAUUUAAGUACUGGAGUGACGUGUCACCUUUAAGGUUCAAGGAGUUGCAGCGAGGAAACGCAGACAUCAAAAUCUCCUUUCACAGAAAAGACAAGACAUGUCCAGUGCCCUUUGAUGGGCGAGGUCAUGUUUUAGCCCACGCUGACGCCCCCGAGUCAGGCAUUGUGCAUUUUGACAACGAUGAAGUAUGGACAGAAGGGAAGACCUAUGGCUCCAACCUGAGGAUUGUUGCAGCCCAUGAGAUUGGCCACGCUCUCGGCCUGGGCCACUCACAGUACUACAGUGCACUGAUGGGACCUCUAUAUAACGGAUACCGCUCCGACUUCAAGCUACAUUCAGAUGACAUACGAGGGAUCCAGGCUUUAUAUGGAAAGCCAGAGAAAACUCCUCCAUCCAGAAAUCCAAGUCAGUUAGUGCCAGAAGGAGUUGUUCCAGAUCCUUGCAAGGCCACUCUGGAUGCAGUGAUGUUGGGUCCUUUGCAUAAGACAUAUGCUUUCAGUGGUCAGUACGUGUGGACGUUGUCCAGCUCUGGCUACAGCGCUCCCAUCCUGAUCUCUGCACUGUGGAAGGAGCUGCCAGGGAGCCUCAAUGCAGCUGUUCACUCUCAGCGGACCGGCAAGUCCUAUUUUCUGAAAGAAGACAAAGUAUGGAGAUACACCGGCUUCAAACUUGACCACGGCUUCCCCAAACGCUUGGUUAAUAUCCCUGCGAAUAUUGACUCAGCCUUGUACUUGAAUAAGAACAAAAAACUUAUCUUCUUCAAAGGCUCUGGAUACUGGCAGUGGGAUGAAAUUGGCCCGACAGACUUCAGUUCAUAUCCCAAAUCUAUUGGACAACUCUUCCACGGGUUACCCAGCAAUACUGAUGCUGCAUUAACAUGGACAAACGGUCAUAUAUACUUGUUUAAAGGCACCCAGUACUGGCGUGUAAACCAGCACCACCAAGCAGUGGAGAAGGCCUAUCCUCUGAGCACUGCCGCACACUGGAUGCAGUGUGACGACUGAGCCACCAGAGGCCACUGGGGAUUCAACACAAACCUUAACCUGCACAACAAUUCAGUAUAAUAACAGUGAGGGAUGCUUCUUUAUUUGGAACCUGACAAAAAAUGUUGUAUGAAUCCCUUGUGUGAGGAAUUAAAGUAUUUUUGGGACAAAAAGUCUGCAUGAAAUCAACAACAGAAUAAAUAUUUGCGUGAAGUGAUGUUUCUUUUUUGUGGCAUUCCGAUAUUAUUAUUUAAAAAGAAGCUACUAACAUACAUGCGAUGUAAGAAGACAAACUUUGUGGUGUGUGAUUCAGCAGGACAGGAUGUUGUUAUCUACUGAUAAGGCAUCUAUACCAUGUACUAUUCCUGAAAUACCUGCACAGUCUUCUAUCUACAGGCCUGUUUCUCAGCAGACAUUGUGAUUUGUCGUUGAAGGAAAAGCACAGGUGUUACUAAUAACAUUAACGAUGGCUCUGUUCUUUCCAAGUGCCUCAGUAAGCCAUGACGCACAAUACAAGGACUCUGAAACUGAAGCAGCUAAAUGGAAUUCAGCCAUCAUUAAUUUUAUUAUUAAACCUGUACUUUUCAAAAUAUCUUCCCUGAAAAAGGCCUGUUGCGACACUUGUGUUUUCACGUAUUUUGGGAAAUUGUCAUCUCGUGUACAGACUGUAUUUGAUUUACACCUGCCUCAUUCUCCAGUUUUGUUGCACCUGUUAGUAACAAAUCACAUCUUUGUCUUUCUUAGUAGAACUUAAAGCUUUCACAGCUGUCAAAUCUUAAAUAAACAUAAACUCCUGAGCUGACAAAACUUGAUAAAAUAUGUUAAUCUUUGCCUUGUUUUCAGAAUUUUACAUACUUAACAUAACUUGCUAUCAUACAAGGAGACUGAAUCAUUGCCAUUCAAAGAAGUGCCUUCAGUCAGUCAUUUUUCAUUCAUUCACUCCAGCAUUUCACUACUGGUGCAGUGAAUUACAGCAGUGAAGUCAUUAAUCAUCAAACAUGUGAAUAUUUGGAUACUAGCUGUCGUCUCUGCUGCCAUCUUGUUGUCUUGAUCAGUCUUUUGCUAUUCUUUUCCCUGCAUGUGUGGUUUUUUUACACUUAUUUAGUAUGGAUUGUAGAUAACCGCCAUGUGUUAUAUUGUGGGAAUACUUACUGGUGGAUGUGUACUGUACUAUUUUGUUUAUAUUUAUUAUGUUGUCGAUAUUAUUUGUAUAAGAUAUGUUUUUUUGUUCUAUUUUUAGGGUGCCUUUUUAACACCUGGCCAGGGGCAACAGAUGAAACUUGGCUAAUUUACAGUUCUUUUCAAAUAAACUAAUCUUAUCAAAUAAAUAAAUAAAUGAGUACAUGGA